Amborella trichopoda is the source of this 1521-nucleotide messenger RNA. RefSeq names its product Single-stranded nucleic acid binding R3H protein. The record is from RefSeq and is a predicted model, not a curated record. NCBI's taxonomy places the organism in Eukaryota, Viridiplantae, Streptophyta, Magnoliopsida, Amborellales, Amborellaceae. Gene Ontology annotation, molecular function: nucleic acid binding.
UCUAAAAUUGGUAUAUCAGAUUCGGAAAAAGGCUAUCGGGUUUCUCUCUCUAGGGCUUCAAUGGUGUGCAGGGUCCGCGCGGCUCUCGCUGCUAAGCCCUGCAUAUUGUAACAAUAAGGCAGAAAGAGAAAGGUGGUCUCUCAACCUAGGGCUAGGGUUUCUCUCUCUUCAUCUAUGGAUGCCCUGGCGGACUGCACCAACAAUGGUGGCCAUAUCCAGCACCUUCAGGUUGACCGCUUCUUGUUGGAAGCUCUUCAGAAUCCUCGCCAUCGCCUCACCGUUUUGCGGAUGGAGUUGGAUAUUCAGAUGCUCAUGAAGAAUCCCGAGCAACAACAGCUAGAACUCCCACAUUUCCCAACUUCAUAUCUUCGACUUGCUGCCCACCGUGUUGCUCUGCACUAUGGUCUUCAAUCAAUGGCAUCUGAUAACACGGCUGAUGGCUCAGGAAGCAGGAUAAUAGUUCGUAAGACACCAGAAAGCAGAUACCCAUCGAUCUGUUUAUGUGAAAUUCCUGCAAAAAUGUCAGAAACUGACAAGCCAGAACAUGUUAAAAUUGCCAUUAAGCCAAGACCACAAAAAGCUGCCCCUAAUGAUGCAACUGAUCAGGGCAUUAAGAGAAGCGCAGUUCGAAGUGUAGAAGAGAGGAAGGAGGAGUAUGAUAGAGCAAGGGCCCGCAUCUUCAAUGGCUCGGGCAGUUCAGAUUCAGAGGUUGUAUCUGCUCCGGCUGCAACAGAUGGGAGGAGCUCUUGUUCGAGUGGAGAUGAAAAUGAGAGUGGUGACCUAAAUGUUCAGGAUGAGGUUGAGAAGACCUGUAACAGGGAUGGCAUUUGUAGGGUUGCGAUUUUCAGGGACCGGGAAAAGGAUCGGAGUGACCCUGAUUAUGACCGGAGUUAUGAUAGGUACUAUCGGGCUUUUCCUUCUAACCAGAACUUCAACUUGGCGGCUUUCAAUAUGCAAAGUUUUCAGUCUCCAUUCCUUCAGUAUGAAACUGGGUUUCCACAGAUGGGGCAGUUGUCAACGAACCAGAGUUCGGUAACCUAUAGGCCUUCAAACCCGAUCAUUGGUCCAUUCGGUGCUGUUGGGCUAGCUCCAAAUUCCAGGGGUGCUGUGUAUCUUCCUUGUCCAAGCCCUACUAUGAUGUAUGCUCAUUCAUACGAUCAUCUAAGGCAAGCUAUGAUACAGGCUCCAUUAUAUCAGCAAUCUUUGAGCUUUGACCAUGGCCAGCAUCAAUAAUACCAGGGAACUGCUUGUAUCAUCAUGUUUUACCUUAUAUUAGGUUGGUAUAGGAGGUUGACAGGUAGCUAGAACUCUCAAAAUUUAAACUCAUGUUUGCCAAAGGCUAUUGAAGGAAUGGGUACCUUUAUAACUGAUUGGUAUUUAGCUCUUUUAGUAUGUAGCAGACUGCUAAUUCCUAGUUCUCUUGUUUUAUUGUCAUGGCUUCGUGUGUACCUAUACCACUUCCUUUGGAAUUUGUUCAUUCUUUUUUGGCCACAGAGCAGCAUUCUUUUUGGUUCUGCUUUA